CUGCGUCACUUCCUGCCGGCCCGCGCCUGCGCGCUGUCCGCGGUGCCGUGAGUAGAGGCGGAGGGGCCGAUCCGUACGUGAGGGGCCGAGUGGUGCUGCCUGUCGCCGCCAGCCCGGACAGCCCGGACAGCUUUCCCGUGCUCAUACACUGGUACCUGCUAACAUGGCAACACCACGACUUCAGCGAACGAUGUCCCGAACGGGCGAAAGUUUAUAUAAGGCACUAGGAUUGGAGAAAGGAGCUACACCAGAGGAGAUCAAAAAAGCAUACAGAAAACUCGCUCUCAAAUAUCAUCCAGACAAAAAUCCAGACAACCCUGAUGCAUCAGAAAAGUUUAAAGAAAUAAACAAUGCCAAUGCUAUUCUGAACGAUGACAAUAAGAAACGCAUCUAUGAUGAGUAUGGCUCAUUUGGACUAUAUGUGGCUGAGCAGUUUGGAGAGGAGAGUGUCAAAUACUACUUUUUGAUGAACAAAUGUUGGUUUAAGGCUCUAUUUAUAUGCUGUGGCCUACUCACUGGAUGCUGCUGUUGCUGUUGUUGUUGCUUCUGUUGCGGAAAAUGUAAACCAUCAGGUGAAAUGGAAGAUUAUGAUAUUAUUAAUCCUGAAGAUUUGGAAGCACAGAUUAAAGCAGAACACACUGGUGAUGAUGGGGUAAACGUUGUUAACACUCAACCAGAAGCAAGUUCGCCAUCAGAAAAUGCAAAUAAAGAACGGCAGGCGUAAAUGUUGACUUCAUCAUUCAUCCAGUCUGAAUCAUUGGAAUCUUAAUCAACUCAGCUGUUAUCAGACCAAAAAUAUGGCUGCAGGAGUGAUAACUAGAAAAGGAGAAUCCAGGAUGUGUUUCAACUAAACAUUUGAGGGUUCUGAAGACUAAUUUUAAUUGAAUGUAACUGGGAUGUAAUGUAACUGAGAUUAUGAUGGUUUCCUAAAGGAUCUUCACAUGCAACCAAUGCAUUUGUAAAUUUUUGUACACUGUUUAUGUUGGUAAAUUCAACUACAGAGCAACUGAAUCAUUCUUAUGGGAAAUAACCUAUUUUAAACAGACUCAUUUCGCGUUUAUUUUUUUUUAAGUAGUUAGGUCUUGAACAGAAAUCAUAACUUUAUACUUCAAUCCACUGAUUCUGUAAGUGAAUAGAAAAGGUAAGAAUUUUCACGUUGCACUGAUUUUGGACUUUAUAAUGAAUAGCUGCUGGCAAAACACUGCUCAGUGUAAGACUUAUGAACUGUAGUUUUGGCUGGAGUACACUUUUACUAUGUUUACCACCAAAGUUUGUCUUGUUCAACGUGUAUAAACAGUAGUUAUAUCAAAUUUUAUUUGGGAAUAAAAGUGUGUCUUUAAUAUUUCUGAUAUUGAAUUAAAAGUAAUUUAAUGUAUAAGGGCAUUUAAACCUUUCGAUAGGGAGCAGGUGUGUAAUGUGCAGCAGCUAUAAUUGACCAGGUAGAUGUUUUUGUUUAAAAGGCAUAAUUUAUUAGAAUUAAAGCCUAAUGAUUUUUUUUUUUACAUUUUACGGGUUGCUGGCUCUGUCAAGCUGUAUUCAUCUUUAAAAAAAGCAUAUAUUUGGCCUUGUCGUACUGUUCAGCACAGCACUUUUAUUAAUGAUUGAAAUUUGUGCCAAAUAGUUAAUUAAGUGGAUUCAGUUAUCAGAAAUGUCUGUGAAAAGUUAAGUUUGUAUAUUAUAAUCCCAAAUCCCUGGGUACACAUGUACAGUAUCAGCUAAAUUGAAAAUGCAAGUUUGCCAUUUGACUCCUAUGUCUUAUUAAAAACGGUAGUCUGACCAAAAAUAUUCUGUCACUUAAGUGUAGAAGAUUAAUGUUGACCUUCAGAUUUACAAUAUAUUUAGUUGUGAAUCUCGUGCUGCUAUUGUCAGGAUUUGAAUUUUCUGGAAGUCAUUGUUUCACCUCCUUUACCAUAUUUCUAAAUAGAUUUUAUGGUGAGAUCAUAAAAUCUUAGAAGUGCAGAUUUCACCAGAAAUAAAAUUUGUUGGUUAUGCAUUAAGAUUCUUUAACUAAUGGUUCCCAAUAAAUGAGAUAAAAUGUAGUGCAAAAACAUUUUGCACUUUACAGUGUAAUCCUUAUAAUCUGUUGAAAAGUCAUCCAUUGUUCAUUUUUGUUUGGUGUGUCCAGUUCGUUUGCAAUGUAGGGUCAAUUUUUAAAAACUCAUUCACAAACACAAAUGGUGAAAGUGAAUUUCCAUAAUGCACCGUGGCUGCAACUGAGCGAGAAUAUUUGAUUUAAUGGACCACUGACUCUAAUGUGAUUUUUUAAUUUUUUUUUUUUUAACUGACUUCAUGCAUACUUACGGCCAAAUUUUACAGAUGCCAUAUAUAUAAAUAUUACAAUUGCACAUUAAUUGGAUUGUUUAAUUUUUCUACAGUGGUCAUUCAAAAAGACAAUAAAGCACUGGAAUUUAUGGUGUUUUAAAAAUAUAGAGCAUAAAUUACAUCCAUAACCUCAACCUUGCGUUCAUUUUAGUUUUGUUAGAAUUGGCGACUACUCUUCCAUAUGAAAUUGGGAUGUUCUUUUACCUGUAAAACUGGUUUUCAUUCCUCAAUUUUGGUCGAAAGCAAACAAAUCUUUAUAUUGCUUGUAGACUUUUCAUAUUUUUUAAUAGUUUCCACAAUUUAGUCUUGUUAAAUGAGUUUUGAGCUGUCACUAGAUUUAAUCAUAUUGUGCAUGCCAACUAAAAUGUUUUUUUACAAGCAUUGUAAGAGAUUAAUCAAUGUAAACAACAUAUUUGAAAAAGUGUCGGAAUUGGUAACUAUUUUUAUUGAUUUGGGUAAAUGUAAAUUGAAUUUAUGCUUCAUUUAUAAUGUAAUGACUGAUUUUUUUUAAUUGAUCAUUUUGUUGUGUUUAAACUUAUUAUUGUACCCAAAGGAUCUGUGCACAUAUUUUAAUGUAUAUGUUUACAGCUGUCAAAAUUCAGCAAUGAAAAUAGUUUUAUGUUAAGCUAUUAACAGAACAAGCAUCAUUGAAAAAGCUCUUAAAGUUGCAGUUUAUUAUUGUAUCAAUUUUUUGCAGUCACUAAAAAACAAUUUAGUACCCAUUUGAAAA
This is a messenger RNA of Leucoraja erinaceus (little skate), 3052 nucleotides long. It is a transcript of the gene dnajc5ga, whose product is annotated as DnaJ (Hsp40) homolog, subfamily C, member 5 gamma a. The record is from RefSeq and is a predicted model, not a curated record. NCBI's taxonomy places the organism in Eukaryota, Metazoa, Chordata, Chondrichthyes, Rajiformes, Rajidae. The coding region runs from base 164 to 724 and encodes 186 amino acids. The transcript is spliced from 6 exons.